This is a messenger RNA of Penicillium diatomitis, 438 nucleotides long. RefSeq lists its product as uncharacterized. NCBI's taxonomy places the organism in Eukaryota, Fungi, Ascomycota, Eurotiomycetes, Eurotiales, Aspergillaceae. The transcript has a single exon. The coding region runs from base 1 to 438 and encodes 145 amino acids. The record is from RefSeq and is a predicted model, not a curated record.
AUGCAGCCAGCAGAUAAUGCCACCCAUUUAGCAUCUGCCACGAGGACCUGCAGCCUUGGUCCGGAGUCGCCGCAGCGCAGCCUGGAACGGACAUUUAGUGGACAGUGGACAGUCUAUGACACGACGAUGAUUACCGGGAUGCUGAAGUACUACUCCUACUACUCCUACUACUACUACUACUACUACUACUACUACUACUACUACUACUACUACUACUACUACUACUACUACUACUACUACUACUACUACUACUACUACUGCCACUACUCCUACAUAGUACAUAACCACAUGCAUACUGGAGUUUGCUUGUGUCUUUCCGCCCAUCUGUGGGUUUGUUGCUCUUGGAGUCAUAUCUUGCUCGGUACCGAAAAGUGUGCUGCGAGGACAAGGACAGCUUGCCAUGGUUCUCAGCCGAACAAGGACUCUCCAAGAAUCUGA